UUAAAAUAAAAUAACAAAUGCGUAAUAAUGUUGUUAUGUGGAAAUUACAGGAAAGCCAGUUUUACUGAAAUGUUUUACUCAGCUUUUAUGAAUGGGCACAGCGGGAAGGGGCGUGGCCGUUCUCUCCGCGCUUUUCUGAUUAGUCACGACAUCUUUUAUCGCAGAGGACUGGGUGGGCGGAGCCUGCGUGCUUCUGGCUCUUACGAGCGGAAACAUGAUUGGCUGACACGACGAGGGCAAGCGUAUCCUCUAACACCAUUGGUUGUUUGUGGCGGUGGGCGGGAUCUGUCAGCUGAGCUCCGUAACAAAUGUAGACGCAGCAGCUGCGCUGCACAGAAGAGCGAGCAAGCGGCUUAUAGAUUAGAGCUGCGUUACGAGCUGAAUAACGGGCAUUUAAAUAACCUAACAUUAUUUAUAAAUAUAAAUGUACAUUUGGAUCCUAAUGGCCUGCUAAUAUUGAUAUUGUGGUGCGGAUCGGUGGCAGUUAUUGUAGCAGCGCGCGCGAGACGGUGGAUUUACCUCAGAAGAACCUAACCGAACACCGCGGAUAUUUCACCGGAAUAUUACGUUUCUACGGUGAGCAGGAUAACCGUUCGCCACACUCCGUCACCCGCUCGGUUCAGAGAUCAGAUCACGGGGUUCACGGAUGGAGCGGAACACCGAGGCGCGGAGUCACGGAUCAUGGUCCCGGUGUGAGGAGCUCCUCCGAGGCGACGCAUCGAUGACCGUCUCGAUCAGCUCCACCACCGGGAGCCGCUUCGAGCUGUCCGUUCCUCUGGAGGAGACCGUGGAGGGCCUGCACCGGAGACUGUCCGAGAGACUCCGGGUCCCGAGGGAGCGACUCCUGCUGCUGCACCGAGACACGAGGUUAGACUCGGGGAAGCUGCUGGACGUCGGUGUGGUCGACGGAAGCAGACUGACGCUGGUGCCCACGCUCGAAGCCGGACUGAUGGCGCAGUCGAGCCGCUCGGAGCAGUCGGUCGUGCAGGCGCUGGAGACGCUCUCAGACGCUCAGGUCAGUGACUUCCUGUCGGGACGGUGCCCGCUGACCCUUGCCCUGCGUGUGGGUGAUCACAUGAUGUUUGUGCAGCUGCAGUUGGUGGCUCAGGCAUCUGGAGGACAGCCGUCCCUGUCCAGGGGUCCUACGGUCCCCAGCCAGAUGCAUACAGGGGCCGUCAGCAGUGCAAACCCCUCAGACUCACAGCAGCGGGAGCAGGACGUCUUUAAGAGCCGCACUGCCCCGCCCUCAUCACAUGAUAGCCACACCCACAGUGCUCAAAGCCCCACCACUGCCCCGCCCUGUGUUCAGGCUGAAGGCAGCACACAGCGAUGCAAACCCGGUGCCGUCAUCGAGAGCCUGGUCAAUCACGCACCGGGAGUUUUCUCAGGAACCUUCUCAGGUACUCUACACUCCACCUGUCAGGACAGGAGCGGGCGUCCUCGCCGUGACAUCAGCACCAUCCUGCAGAUCCUCAAUGACCUCCUGAGCGCCACACGGCUUUACCAGAGAUCUCCUCCGACGCUGACGCACCUCCGCUGCCCCUCACACACACCCUCACCUACCUCACACACACACACACCCUCACCCUCACCUACCUCACACACACACACACCUCCACCCUCACCUACGUCACACACACCUCUUCCCUCACCUACCUCACACACACACACACCCCCACCCUCACAUACCUCACACACAUACACACCCCCACCCUCACCUACCUCACACACACCCCCACCCCCACCAUCACCUACCUCAGACAGGCCACAGCCGCAUGCACAUCUGCUUAAGCCCUCCGGCGAGCGUCUGCGGCAGACGGAGAAUAAAGCCAUGCGCUGUAAGGUGGAUCAGCUGAGGCUGUUACUGCAGCAGAGGCGUCUGAGACGAAAGAUCCGGAGAGAGACUCGUGCUCCGUAUGUCUGGAGAACCCAGCACCAGAACCCAUCGCUCCCGCUGGACCAGGAGCCGGUCUGGAGACACGACGGCCCGGCGGACAUCAGCCCCGAGGUCAUCGUGGUGUGACGGACACAAGGAUGAGAGCGUAACUCCACACAGUCCCUCAGGAGCCGGCGCUCAAGCAUUAACACAUCAGGUGUUCAGCUCUGGGACGUGUUUACACCCUUCAUUUCUCCGGAGCUUUAUGGGAUUCUGAUCUUGUUUCAGAGGACAGAUGUCCGUCUGAGAUCACAGUCAGACCGCUGAUUAUUUUCACCCUGGAUUUGGGCGAAUCUCAUGAAAACCGCUCCUAUUUCACCCCUAAAUCAAAUGAAUAUGUAUUUAUUUUAUUUAUGAAGAAAAUGAAGUCAUAGAUAAUAAUCUAAUUUAUAUAUAUAUUUAUAAUUAUAUAACUCUAUUAAAAUGAAAAGAGAAAAUC
Messenger RNA from Carassius auratus (goldfish), 2375 nucleotides. RefSeq names its product midnolin. NCBI's taxonomy places the organism in Eukaryota, Metazoa, Chordata, Actinopteri, Cypriniformes, Cyprinidae. The coding region runs from base 647 to 2023 and encodes 458 amino acids. Gene Ontology annotation, cellular component: nucleus. Gene Ontology annotation, molecular function: protein binding. The transcript is spliced from 7 exons. The record is from RefSeq and is a predicted model, not a curated record.